Messenger RNA from Thyridium curvatum, 2085 nucleotides. RefSeq lists its product as uncharacterized. Gene Ontology annotation, molecular function: thiamine pyrophosphate binding; acetolactate synthase activity; flavin adenine dinucleotide binding. Gene Ontology annotation, cellular component: acetolactate synthase complex; mitochondrion. The record is from RefSeq and is a predicted model, not a curated record. The coding region runs from base 1 to 2085 and encodes 694 amino acids. Gene Ontology annotation, biological process: L-valine biosynthetic process. The transcript has 5 exons. NCBI's taxonomy places the organism in Eukaryota, Fungi, Ascomycota, Sordariomycetes, Thyridiales, Thyridiaceae.
AUGCUCCGAUCCGCUCAGGCCAGCAGGGCCGUCAAGAAGGCCCUGUCCCAGGUCCAAUCGACUUCACCCCGAACUCUCAACUCCUACACUGGCGUUUCCGUCAUCUCAGCCUCAAGGAAAGCCGUCUACGGCUCAAGGAAUCAGACAACUUCGGCCAAGACCCAGACCGCGGACGCGCGCGCAACCCCGAGCCCCAGCUUCAAUGCAAAGGAGCGCAGCCAUGUCCAGCCUCUCGUCAACCCCCGCCAGGCCGAGAUGGACGAGUCUUUCAUUGGCAAGACUGGAGGCGAGAUCUUCCACGAGAUGAUGCUGAGGCAUAACGUCAAGCACGUCUUCGGCUACCCUGGCGGUGCCAUUCUUCCCGUGUUCGAUGCCAUCUACAACUCGCCACACUUCGACUUCAUCCUGCCUCGCCACGAACAAGGCGCCGGACACAUGGCUGAGGGCUAUGCCCGUGCAUCUGGCAAGCCUGGUGUCGUCCUUGUCACUUCCGGUCCCGGCGCGACCAAUGUCAUCACCCCUAUGGCCGACGCCCUUGCCGAUGGUACGCCCAUGGUCGUCUUCACUGGUCAGGUCGUGACGAGUGCCAUCGGUAGCGACGCCUUCCAGGAGGCUGAUGUUGUCGGCAUCUCCCGCCCUUGCACCAAGUGGAAUGUUCUCGUCAAGAGCGUCGCCGAGCUGCCCCGGAGAAUCAACGAGGCCUUCGCUAUCGCCACCAGCGGCCGCCCCGGCCCCGUCCUUGUCGACCUUCCCAAGGAUAUCACCGCUGGCGUCCUUCGCCGAGCUAUUCCCACCGAGUCGGCCAUCCCUAACAUGCCUAGUGCCGCUUCUCGUGCUGCCCAGGAGCUCGGAAGGAGGCAGAUGGACCAGUGCCUGCGCCGUGUUGCCGACCUGAUCAACGUCGCCAAGAAGCCUGUCAUCUACGCCGGCCAGGGUGUCAUCCAAUCCGAGGGCGGCGUUGCCUUGCUCAAGGAGUUUGCUGACAAGGCCUCGAUCCCCGUCACCACCACCCUGCAGGGCCUCGGAGCCUUCGACGAGCUGGACGAGAAGUCCCUGCACAUGUUGGGCAUGCACGGUUCGGCCUAUGCCAACAUGACGAUGCAGGAGGCUGAUCUGAUCGUUGCUCUUGGUGCUCGCUUUGACGACCGUGUCACCCUCAACAUUCCCAAGUUUGCUCCCGCUGCCAAGCAGGCGGCUGCCGAGGGUCGUGGCGGUAUCGUCCACUUUGAGGUUAUGCCCAAGAACAUUAACAAGGUUGUGCAGGCCACCGAGGCCGUCGAGGGUGAUGUUGCCACCAACCUGCGAAACGUCCUCCCCAUGGUCAACUCCAAGACCAUGGCUGAGCGCAAGGAGUGGUUCGACCAGAUCAACGGCUGGAAGGCCAAGUGGCCCCUGAACGCUUACGAGAAGGCCGAAAGGAGCGGCAAGAUCAAGCCCCAGUCCCUGAUUGAGGAGCUUAGCAACCUGACCGCCAACCGCAAGACUGAGACUCUCAUCACGACGGGUGUUGGCCAGCACCAGAUGUGGACUGCCCAGCACUUCCGCUGGCGCCACCCCCGGACCAUGAUCACCUCUGGUGGCCUCGGAACCAUGGGCUACGGUCUGCCCGCCGCCAUCGGAGCCAAGGUUGCUCGGCCUGACGCUCUCGUCGUCGAUAUCGAUGGCGAUGCUUCCUUCAACAUGACCCUGACCGAGCUUUCGACCGCCGCGCAGUUCAACAUCGGCGUCAAGGUGAUCGUGCUCAACAACGAGGAGCAGGGUAUGGUCACCCAGUGGCAAAACCUGUUCUACGAAGAUCGAUACUGCCAUACCCACCAGACCAACCCCGACUUCCUGAAGCUUGCGGACGCCAUGCACAUUCAGAACCGCCGCGUGUCCAAGCCGGAGGAGGUUACUGAUGCCCUGAAGUGGCUUAUCGACACCGAAGGCCCUGCCCUUCUCGAGGUCAUCACGGACAAGAAGGUGCCCGUGUUGCCUAUGGUGCCGACUGGAUCAGGACUGCACGAGUUCAUCACUUGGGAUGCUGAAAAGGACAAGGCGCGCAGGGAGCUCAUGCGUGAGCGCACCUCUGGUCUCCACGGUUAA